Molecule: messenger RNA, 3263 nt
Organism: Anguilla rostrata (American eel)
Lineage: Eukaryota; Metazoa; Chordata; Actinopteri; Anguilliformes; Anguillidae
Product: B-cell receptor CD22-like
Exons: 11
Coding region: 258-2786 (842 amino acids)
Biological process (GO): cell-cell adhesion
Cellular component (GO): membrane
Source: RefSeq, a predicted model, not a curated record
GUGUGUGUAUGUGCAUGUGUGUGUUUUUGUGCCUUUUUUUGUUGUGUGUGUGUGUAUAUGUGUGUUUUGUGUGUGCUUGUGUGCAUGUGUGUUUUUGCACGUGUGUAUAUGUGUGUUUUGUUUAUGUGUGUUUUGUGUGAGCGUGUGUGCAUGUGUGUGUUUUUUUGCAUGUGUGUAUUUAUGCGCAUGUGUGUGCAUGUGUGUGUUUUUGAGCAUUUGCAUGUGUUUUGUGUGUGUGGGUGUGUGUGCGUACAUGUAUGUGUUUUUGUGUUUUUGUGUGUGUGUGUGCAUGGAUGUGUUUUUGUGUUUGUGUGUGUGUGUUUGUGUGGGUGUGUGGAUACGUCUAUGUGUUUGUGUGCAUGUGUGUGUGUGUUUGUGUGUGUGUGUGUACAUGUAUGUGUUUUUGUGUUUGUGUGUUUGUGUGGGGGGGUGUGUGUGCAUAUGUCUAUGUGUUUGUGUGCGCGUGUGUGUGUGUGUUUUUGUGUAUGUGUACAUGUAUGUGUUUUUGUGAUUGUGUGUGGGUGUGUGUGCAUAUGUCUGUGUGCUUGUGUGUGUGUUCGUGUGCAUGUGUGUGUAUGUGUUUGUGUGUGUGUGUGUGUGUGUGUGUGUGUGUGUGUGUUUGUGUGCGUGGGUGUGUGUGUGUGCGUGUGUGUGUGUGUGUGUUUGUGUGCAUGUGUGUUUCAGGUGUUCUGGGCCAGGCUGGAUGGAGUGUGGCUCACAGCCCUGGGACAGUCUGUGCAUUACAGGGAGCUUCAGUGGUCUUGCCCUGCACCUACACAUAUCCAAGUCCUUAUCAAGUCAUGAAAACUAUCUGGUUCAGAGUUAUCAAAAACCAAGAGACGAACCUGGAAUUGCUUUCUGAGUACAGCGGUCAUUGGACUUACAUUGGAAAUCGGAUGAAUAACUGCUCCCUUAGAAUCACUGAUCUGAAAAAUAGUUAUGCAUUAGAAUAUCGCUUCCGAUUUGAGACAGACAUUUCAGGGGGGAGAUUCACUGGUAAACCAGGAGUGCAACUGUUAGUCACAGAUCUACGGGUGAUGGUGAAUCCUGACACAGUGACAGACGGACAGAGUGUGAUACUGACCUGUAACACCACCUGCACUCUGACUGGCAGCCCAGCCUUCAUCUGGUACAGGGACGGAUCUCCUCUGUCCUUCACCAGUCAGGAACACCAGUUCACAGCCAGCAGGGAAGACCGUGGCAGCUACACCUGUGCUGUGAAAGGCUAUGAGCUUCUUCCUUCCUCACCAGUGAUUCUUAGCGUGACAUAUGGCCCAAAGGACACUUCCCUAUCAGUGAGCCCCUCUGGUGAAAUAGUGGAGGGCAGUUCAGUGACUCUGACCUGCAGCAGCGAUGCCAACCCACCAGUGCAGAGAUACACCUGGUUUAAGAAUAAUAGAGCUGUAGCUUCAUGGACAGGAUCAGGAUUGAAUCACACCAUCACUAAAAUCCUCUCUGAGGACAGUGGACAGUACUACUGUGAGGCACGAAACCAAAAUGGAGCUGAGAAUUCUGCUGCUGUGACCAUAGAUGUCCAGUAUCCUCCCAGGAACACCUCAGUAUCAGUGAGCCCCUCUGGUGAAAUAAUGGCGGGCAGUUCAGUGACUCUGACCUGCAGCAGUGAUGCCAACCCACCAGUGCAGAGAUACACCUGGUUUAAGAAUAAUAGAGCUGUAGCUUCAUGGACAGGAUCAGGACUGAAUCACACCAUCACUAAAAUCCUCUCUGAGGACAGUGGACAGUACUACUGUGAGACACAGAACCAACGUGGAACUCAAAAUUCUUCUGCUGUGACCAUAGAUGUCCAGUAUGCUCCAAAGAACACCUCAAUAUCAGUGAGCCCCUCUGGUGAAAUAAUGGCGGGCAGUUCAGUGACUCUGACCUGCAGCAGUGAUGCCAACCCACCAGUGCAGAGAUACACCUGGUUUAAGAAUAAUAGAGCUGUAGCUUCAUGGACAGGAUCAGGAUUGAAUCACACCAUCACUAACAUCGUCUCUGAGGACAGUGGACAGUACUACUGUGAGACACGGAACCAACAUGGAACUCAAAAUUCUUCUGCUGCCGUGACCGUAGAUGUCCAGUUCGCUCCGAAGGACACCUCAGUGUCAGUGAGCCCCUCUGGUGAAAUAGUGGAGGGCAGGUCAGUGAAUCUUACCUGCAGCAGUGAUGCCAACCCAUCAGUGCAGAACUACACCUGGUAUAAGAAGAAUGAAACUGGAGUCUGGCAGGCAGGAUCUGCACCGAAUUUGAACUUUCCUAACUUUAGAUCCUGGAACAGAGGACAGUACUACUGUGAGGCACAGAACAGACAUGGAGCUCAGAACUCUACAGGUUUGACUGUCAGCUAUGCUGCUGUGGCUAAUUAUAAACACGAUUUAGCAUAUAUCAUUACUGGAACAUGUGCCCUGGCUGCUCUUCUGAUUGUUAUUGUGUUGGCUGUGUGCAGGAGGUGCCACUCAGUGAAGGAGGCUAAAUUAAAUACAGAGAUCCUCCAGGACGCCGCUUGUGCUGUGUACGCCAACGUGCCCGGGAGGACCGCCAGCACAGCGCCGCCGGGGAAGACAGUCCCGGGGACAGUGGAGGCUGAACAUUCAAACGCUCAGCGACCGCACUCCCAGGACCAGGAAGAGGUGCAGUACGCCUCCGUUCAGAAACCAGCCCCCCCGGGUGAGGAAGACGUCCAGUACGCCAGCAUCCGGUUCUCACGCUCCGGUGCUGCCCCCAGAUCAACUGUGCCAACUUCCGAGGCUGUGAUCUACAGCACAGUUGCUAAAGGAAACACUUAAAUAUGAGAGCAACUUUGGAGAUGCGAGUCAUAUUGGAACAGCGGAGAUAUUUUCCUUCAUGAGAGUGAUGGACACGGCAACGAACCGUAGAAGUCUUCACGCUGAAUCUGAGACACAAAGAGGACUCUGUACGGAAGAUGAGAUUCAUGUUCAUAUUUAGUUAGCAACAUUAGCAUUGCACUGUCUGUACUUUAAAUGAAAAAUGGAAUACUUCAUGUUUUAACCAAUCAGCGUCUUGAUUAAUUUGUUCGUUACCUGUGUCAUAUAUGACUGCGCUAGAACAGAAGUCUGCUCCCACAUGCCCGUUCUCCAAUAAGGUUGGACUCCCUUCUGCAAACUGAAUUACUGUUUUAGAUGAUUUAAGGUGCCACAACAUGUUGAUUGCUUAAUAUUUGGUUUCAAAAGCCCUCUAUCAACCUCACAGAGCAUGAACAGCACCUAAUUACCAAGAAAUAACUGCUUGUUAAAAUUUGGGGA